UUCAAGGUCGACCAACGAUGUUUAAGAAUGGCACAAGUUUUAAGAAUUUCCUGUUGUAGACAGAUUCACUGGACGAACCAUAAUGCAGCGGGGGGUUUAUUCAGAGCUCGGUAACUUUGCUUAGCAUUCUCUAUAUAAAUUUAAAGGCGUCGACUACCUCCUAGUAAUAAUGAAUGGGGACCUUUGACAGACAUACCCGAUUAUGUCAUAAUAGGAAAACCAAACCCCGAUUUACAAGUGUAGGUCAAAAACGACGUGCAAUCAAUCAGUUUAACUUUGCAAGUGAAGUAAUACGGUUAACAUCUGAAAUGAAGCGAACUCAGGAGAAAUACAAACAGGAAAAGGAAUUGGAGGAAAAGAUUGAAGAGACUCUGAAGGGGAAAUGCCUUCAACCAAAAGGAACGAAAGAAGUAUAGAGAACGUUUGUUUUAAAAUGGAAUGUAAAUAUAUACGAUACGUAGCUGCACCCUGUGUUUUGGUAUUUCUAUCUCUUUUGGGUUAAGGAAUCAGAUGAAUCCCUGUCGAAUAAGAGGUGAGAGAUUAGGAGAAUUUUUUUAUUAGAUUGCGAUACUUUGUGUGGAGACGUUACCAUUUGUUUGAUUCUAAAUCAUUCGGAGUUGUUAACAGUGUUGUGUGCUUCAGUGGGCUAAGUAAAAAUGUGAUGCGAAACGAAUAGUUUCACAGCAAUGCCCUCAGUACUGCAUUGCCAUACAGGGUUUGCAGUCCUUUUUAGGUCCAACUCAAAUAAGCUGCACAAUACAAAUCAAAGCCGUGGCCACAUAUAUUCAUGUCAAUACUCUCUCUACUCAACUAUAGAACUUAGUUCAGUACAGUACACUGGUUAGUUAGCAUCCAAAUAUCUGCUUCCACUAAAAGUAUUAAGGUUCAUGCUAAAAGCUCAAAUUUCACUAACCCAAUCACGAUGAAUUACGCAAAAUCCUAUUGUAGUCAGUGCAUUCAAAUGGCUGUAAAUGUCACACCUUACAAUUGUAGAAUAUUUAGUUCAAUGUGUACUGAAAACAGUUCAUUGGUGUGUAGUUGGCCAACUGAUUUGAGCAGAAAACCACUGCAUGCUUCCGCACUUCAGAGGAGCACAUGAAAUUAAGAGAAACAAGUAUGUAUGGACGAGAAUGUAGUAAAACGAAAAUAGUUAAGUAAAGGUUACAGAACAUGUUUUAGAAUCUAGGGUGAUACAAACGGCGAAUAUUUCUGCACCAUUUCAGAUAGCUUUAAAUCAUUUCACGUUUAAUAACCAGUGAUUAAAUCUGAGCAUCGUGAGAAAAUGAACCAGGCAACCUAUGUGGUUCACACCAAUAGCCAAUGACUUCAUAUAUUGGUGCCACCUCUUAGUCUAACUCUUUUGGAAACUAAUAAUGCAUUUAGUGUGUCUCCUCCAGGGAGAUGUUCAGUUGCACGGGAAUUUACUGUCUGCC
Messenger RNA from Trichobilharzia regenti, 1433 nucleotides. The record is from the annotation of a GenBank genome assembly. NCBI's taxonomy places the organism in Eukaryota, Metazoa, Platyhelminthes, Trematoda, Strigeidida, Schistosomatidae.